GGCCUCAAAAUCUGGCGCUUUUAUGUUGUCGGGUGUCUCAAAACGUAGGCGGGGUCAAAAAGACUCCUUUACACCUUGGGGUAUCUCCGACGGGAAUAACAACUGCCCACCACCGCCUCCUACACGUGUUCAGAUCCUGGGAAAGAAGGGAAAAACAAAAAGGGAAACUGCCAGGACUUAAGAUGUCUGCUCAAAACCACUUAGAUUUCCCAGGAAGGGCCUACCCGCUACCAAAAUGUCCGUCCGCAGUCCUAACGUCACUUGGUAGGCUAGAUCAAGCCAGAAAGCCUUUGCGCUCCAAUCAGGGCUUAGCCCCCUCACCCACUGCCCUUGAUUUGCGUCACUUCCGGUGGUGCAGCAGCCAUUUUGUCAGUCGCCAGCGGAUCCCGCGCGCUAGGGAAGUGCAGUUCCUCUUGGUUACCAAUUCGUCCGUUCUCCCUCCACGGUGCGGGCGCCCUCGAAGAGCACUCACCACAGACACAGCCAGUCCUCCCUACAGUGCCGCCACUGCUGUUGCAUCCGCCCGGAACUAGUGCGCUGUCUUCCUCCCUUGCCACUGACAGGCGCCCUCGGGGAGCCGCCGUCAGCGAUGUCAAGCGAGGAAAGCUACCAGGCCAUCCUGCGCUACCUGACGAACGAGUGCGAGCCGUACGCGCCGGGCACCGAGGGUAAUGUCAAGCGUAAAAUCCGCAAGGCGGCCGCCUGCUACGUGGUGCGCGACGGAACGCUGUAUUACCAGCGGAGGCAGCGGCACCGCAAGACCUUCGCCGAGCUGGAGGUGGUGCUGCAGCCCGAGCGGCGCCGGGGGCUUAUCGAGGCUGCGCACCUGGGCCCGGGCGGCACUCACCACACCCAGCAUCAGACCUGGCACGACUUGUCCAAGACGUACUGGUGGCGAGGUAUAUUAAAGCAAGUCAAAGAUUACAUUAAACAGUGUAGCAAAUGCCAGGAGAAACUAGAUCGAUCCCGUCCUAUAUCAGAUACUUCAGAAAUGUUGGAAGAAUUGGGACUAGACCUUGAAUCUGGAGAAGAAAGUAAUGAAUCAGAGGAUGACCUAAGCAACUUUACUUCGCCUCCAACUACAGCUUCCAAGCCUGCAAAAAAGAAGCCAGUAUCCAAACAUGAACUUGUAUUUGUUGACACCAAAGGAGUGGUGAAACGUUCUUCUCCAAAACAUUGUCAGGCUGUCUUAAAACAGCUGAAUGAACAGAGACUCUCUAACCAGUUCUGUGAUGUUACUUUGUUAAUUGAAGGAGAAGAGUACAAAGCUCAUAAAUCUGUUCUGUCAGCUAAUAGCGAAUAUUUUCGAGAUCUUUUUAUUGAGAAAGGAGCUGUUUCCAGUCAUGAGGCAGUGGUGGAUCUUUCUGGCUUUUGUAAGGCAAGCUUCCUUCCUUUACUGGAAUUUGCCUAUACUUCUGUGCUAAGUUUUGACUUCUGUAGCAUGGCUGAUGUAGCCAUCUUGGCUCGUCAUCUUUUCAUGUCAGAAGUUUUAGAAAUCUGUGAAAGCGUACAUAAACUAAUGGAAGAGAAGCAGCUAACAGUAUAUAAGAAGGGUGAGGUACAAACAGUUACAUCUACACAGGACUUACCAGAACAAAAUGGAGGUACAGCACCUCCUGUGGCUAACAACGAGGGAACCACAACAACUUUAUCCACUGAACUUGGGGACUGUGAAAUUGUACUGCUGGUGAAUGGAGAAUUGCCAGAGCAGAAUGGAGAGCUAGGACAACAGCCUGAGCCCCAGGUUUCUUCACAGACCGAAGCUGCUCUGUCACCUGUAGGCUGUGUAACUGAUUCCCAUCCUGAAAUGGAGUCUGUUGAUUUAGUAACAAAAAACAGCCAGACAGAACUAGAAACUUUAAACAGCAGAGAAGAUGGCACAGUCUCUAAUACUCAUCCUGAGCUUUCAAAAGAGAAUGUAAUCAGUAGCUCUCCAGAAAACAGUAAUAUGGGAAAUGAUACAGCAACAGAGGAUAUCUGUGCUGAAGAUAUUUCAGAGCAUAGGCAGAACCUUGGCCAGUCUUUAAAAGAUCAGGAAAAUCUAGUUGAACCGACAGCACAGACAGACCAUAGUCCCGAUGAUGAUGAUACUUACAGAAGCAGGCUUCGGCAGCGUUCUGUUAACGAAGGGGGAUAUAUCCGACUACACAAAGGAAUGGAGAAGAAGCUGCAGAAACGGAAAGCCAUUCCCAAGUCAGCAGUUCAACAGGUGGCUCAGAAAUUAGUUCAAAGAGGAAAAAAAAUGAAACAACCAAAAAGGGAUGCUAAAGAGAAUACCGAAGAAGAAGCAUCCCAUAAAUGUGGGGAAUGUGGAAUGGUUUUUCAGAGACGAUAUGCUCUUAUAAAGCACAUACUGAAACAUGAAAGAGCUAGAGAUUACAAGUGUCCAUUGUGUAAGAAACAGUUUCAGUACAGUGCGUCCUUGAGAGCACACCUUAUUCGACAUACCAGGAAAGAUGCACCUACUUCAUCCUCUUCCAGUUCUGCAUCUAAUGAGGCAUCAGGAUCAUCAUCUGAGAAGGGCAGAACCAAACGCGAAUUUAUAUGUUCAAUAUGUGGAAGGACAUUACCUAAAUUAUAUUCUCUUCGAAUACAUAUGUUAAAGCACACAGGGGUAAAACCACAUGCAUGCCAGGUCUGUGGAAAGACUUUCAUCUACAAGCACGGUCUAAAAUUACACCAGAGUCUCCAUCAAUCACAAAAGCAGUUCCAGUGUGAACUAUGCGUUAAGUCAUUUGUUACCAAACGGAGUCUUCAGGAACAUACGAGUAUUCACACAGGAGAGUCCAAGUACCUUUGCUCAGUUUGUGGAAAGUCUUUUCACAGGGGCUCUGGGCUCAGCAAGCACCUAAAGAAACACCAACCAAAGCCUGAAGUUCGAGGCUAUCAUUGUACUCAAUGUGAAAAAAGUUUCUUUGAAGCUAGAGAUCUUCGCCAGCACAUGAACAAACAUCUUGGUGUGAAGCCAUUCCAGUGCCAAUUUUGUGAUAAGUGCUAUAGUUGGAAGAAAGAUUGGUAUUCCCAUGUGAAGUCUCACUCUGUCACUGAGCCUUACAGGUGUAAUAUAUGUGGCAAAGAAUUUUAUGAAAAGGCACUGUUCAGAAGGCAUGUAAAGAAAGCUACCCAUGGAAAAAAAGGAAGAGCAAAGCAAAACCUGGAACGGGUGUGUGAACAAUGUGGAAGAAAAUUCACUCAGCUGAGAGAGUAUAGGAGGCACAUGAACAACCAUGGAGGAGUUAAGCCAUUUGAGUGCUUAACAUGUGGAGUAGCUUGGGCUGAUGCCCGAUCUCUAAAACGCCACGUCAGAACACAUACAGGUGAACGGCCCUAUGUCUGUCCCGUAUGUAGUGAAGCCUACAUAGAUGCUCGAACACUCCGUAAACAUAUGACUAAAUUCCACAGAGAUUAUGUGCCUUGCAAAAUUAUGCUGGAAAAAGAUACCCUUCAGUUUCAUAACCAAGGAACUCAAGUGGAGCAUGCUGUUAGCAUCUUAACAGCAGAUAUGCAGGAACAAGAAAACAGCGGUCCUCAAGAACUUGAAACUGUGGUAGUGACAGGAGAGACUAUGGAAGCUCUUGAAGCUGUUGCAGCUACUGAAGAAUGUCCGUCAGUAUCUACACUUUCUGACCAAAGUAUUAUGCAAGUGGUUAACUAUGUGUUAGCACAACAGCAAGGACAGAAGCUGUCUGAAGUUGCAGAAGCUAUUCAAACUGUUGAAGUAGAGGUGGCCCAUAUUUCAGAAACAGAGUGAAUGUAGUAAUGGAGAUGAACAGAAGGGACAUCUCA
Lipotes vexillifer (Yangtze River dolphin) is the source of this 3786-nucleotide messenger RNA. RefSeq names its product zinc finger and BTB domain containing 11 (gene ZBTB11). The transcript has 11 exons. The coding region runs from base 590 to 3751 and encodes 1053 amino acids. Gene Ontology annotation, molecular function: DNA-binding transcription factor activity, RNA polymerase II-specific; protein binding. Gene Ontology annotation, cellular component: nucleus. The record is from RefSeq and is a predicted model, not a curated record. NCBI's taxonomy places the organism in Eukaryota, Metazoa, Chordata, Mammalia, Artiodactyla, Lipotidae. Gene Ontology annotation, biological process: regulation of transcription by RNA polymerase II.